GUAAGAUUACAAUCACUCCUGUACAGUUGUACCUUUGAUAUCGAGUACCUGCAAUAAAUCACGCCCAUACUGUAAAAGUCCUGUCAAUUAUUCUUAACCCAACUUAUUUCCAACCAACAACACCAUCGAUCACCACCCAAAAUGGCAUCCGCAUCCCUCCCAACUCUCUUCACUCUCCCCAUCAGUCCAUCCCCAGACGCCAAACCGAUUGGCUCAAUCAGCUGCCAACAACCCUCCAAAGGCGUGUACCUCCUCAUAUUCGGUUCUGCCCCCGACAACCGUCUCCUAUCCUGCUUCUGCCAAACCUUCCUGCUAGCCCUGGACAUCCUAGAAUUCGAGUACCCAACCGGAGUAGUAAUCACCACCUCAGCCAUCCCCAAGUUCUACAGCAACGGCCUCGACCUCGAGCAUGCAACGACCACUGAUGGGUUCCUCCCCAACAGCCUCUGGGCACUCUUCAGACGAUUGAUAACGUGAGUUGCGACUCACCUUGCUCCAGCGCUUCCGCAGCCCAACCUAGCCACCCAGUGAAAUGUAGAAAGCUGAUGAGUCCCGCCCCAAAAAGCUACCCCAUGCCAACCAUAGCCCUUAUAAACGGCCAUGCCUUUGCCGGCGGCUUCAUGCUAGCAAUGUACCACGACUACCGGAUCUUCAGCCCCACACGCGGCUUCCUGUGCAUCAACGAGCUCGAGUUCGGAGUUCCUCUCCUACCACCUAUGUCCAGUAUUUUCCGUCAAAAGCUCGAUCCCUCGGUCUACAAAGCCGUGGUCCUCGAAGCUAAACGCUGGAAUGGAAAAGAUGCUUUAGAAAAUAGAAUCGUCGAUGGGUUAGGGGGCCUAGAUGAAGCUCUGACUCUGGUGAAGGAGAGGAAAUUGACUUUGAUGGGUAAGACGGGAAUCUAUGGGACCAUGAAGGAAGAGAUGUUCAAGGAGACUUUGGGUUAUUUGGAAAGUAAAGAAAAUGCGAAGUUGGUUGGCGACCUGCCGGAGGGAGAAGUGAGACGAAGGGAGAAUGGAAAGAGGAGAGUUGCGGAGUGGAAGAAAAGCACCCCCAAACCAAAACUUUAGGGGGUUUCGAUCAGAUAUUGAUAUCAUCUGUGUACGAUAU
Molecule: messenger RNA, 1107 nt
Organism: Hymenoscyphus albidus
Lineage: Eukaryota; Fungi; Ascomycota; Leotiomycetes; Helotiales; Helotiaceae
Source: the annotation of a GenBank genome assembly